This is a messenger RNA of Plasmodium cynomolgi strain B, 9924 nucleotides long. RefSeq lists its product as hypothetical. The transcript has 4 exons. The record is from RefSeq and is a predicted model, not a curated record. The coding region runs from base 1 to 8394 and encodes 2797 amino acids. NCBI's taxonomy places the organism in Eukaryota, Apicomplexa, Aconoidasida, Haemosporida, Plasmodiidae.
AUGAUAUUAUCUCACCUUGAGAUUUUAAACACCCCACCCAAGCAAGGGACGCAACUGCCGCGCAGCAUGAACAGAAUAGACGACCCGAGCUAUUCAAAUGAGGGCAGCCUGGAAAACGUCACAGUAUCUCACAAUGUAGAAGCAAAUAGCCAUGUGACAGAAAAGCAGACUUCCCAUUCUGGUACCUUCACCAAAAAAGACGUAAAAAUGGAUCAAAAAAAGAAAACUAUGCAGAACGAAGGGAAAACCAAUCAGCAUGAUGGGGAAGAAAAACAUAACAAAAUUACAAAUGAACUUUUGCUAAAGCAUGAUGAAAUAUUUAACUCGGAUAUGCAAAAUAGGAACAUAGUACACAGAAUAAAGAAGGAUGCAGUGGUGGAGAAAAGACGAGAAACUUUGAGCAUAAGUUCUUCUAAGGCAAUUUUUCGAAAAGAGAAAAAAAACAUCUUUGGUGCCCACUUGACGAAGGAAAAAUGUCAAGAAAAUAUCGAAAAAAUAAAUGAAAAAAUAAACAACACAAUCAAAAAGAUACUCAAAUUGUACAAUGAGUCAAACAAGAAGCAAUACUUAUCAAGGUUAUUUCAAAUGAAAGACAUCAAUUGUCUGUUCAGUUGUAUGUUCUUCUGUCUACUAAUUAUAUUUUCGAUUAUGAAUGAAUACGUCGGAGUGUUACUCUCCACCCUGCUACUGAUCAUAUCGAUACAGCUAAAAUUUAGUCGGUCAAAUAUGGCUUUGCUGAACUCGAUUGUUGCCAUUGUUUUCAUUUCUAUAGCCACUGCGUACUCCUUUUCGAACAUAAAAAUGGAGGACAUCCCCCAUGAUAGCAUUACACGGAUUGAUAUCUCAAAUGCAAAGACGAAUAAGAGACUACUAAUCCUGGAGACGGUCAUAUGUCUAGCCUAUGCUUCCAUCCUAUUUAUAUAUAUGAUCUCACUACGAUCUGUAAAAAGGUGCAAAGAAAAACACGUCUGGAUAUAUCACCACAUAGUCACCUUUUUCAACUUCCUGGAUAUAUGCAUCCUCUUUGCCUUUGGAGUGCUAGCCUUUUUCUUUAUCUUUAUUUGUCUUGGGAAAACUCUAUUCAUCAUCACAUCAUUCACGUUAUUUUCUACCAGUAUCCUUACCUACUCCCUUCGUAAAAACAGCAGCAUAGGAACGUUGAUACUCCAAACAAUUGCGAUCAUAGCGAAUGCGAUUAUAGCUAGCACGUCUUUAUCAAAAAACACGACAACACACAGACUGGCAGAUCUACCUCCUGACGAAUUUGAACAAUUGAGCAACAGGAUAUUCCUCUUCUAUAUGAUCUUUCUUAUCUUUUUUUUGGUUCUUCAUUUGUUGUACAUUUUUUAUAUAUUUUUUUCGCACAAGUAUAUUUUGUCCAAGUGUUUUUCCCAGAGGUCUGCUUACUACUCGAGUGUCUUUCCGCAACCCGCAAGUGUUGUGGAUGAUCACUCUGGUGAUGUUCCCCAUGGUAGUGCGAACAACCAAAGUGAUGAAAACAGCACGCGUAAUAAAAAAUACGAUGGGUACAGCAGCGGGAACCGCCCCAACAAGGGGGGGAUCCAUUUUGUGCGAGAAAAGUACCUUCUCAGUUUAGAUGAUAACAACAAAAUCCUUAACGUCCAGAGGAGAAGCUGCAAGCAAGUGCAUCUCGAUAUGGGAAAAUACACAUACAACGAGCUUCAUUUGUACAAACAACUCCUGCUUAAUACAGUGGUCGAGUUGAAGCGCUCGCUGUGGAGGCGCAGAGGGAGAAGGGACACAUCCAGGGGGGCAAGGAAUAGGGACAAAACGGGUAUAAAAGGGAAAGACAAAAGGAGGAAAACCACACAUAAGAAGAUCACACAAGAGAAGGUCAGUAUGGGUUCAAAAAAAAGAUCCAAACGAGCGCAACGGUUGAGAAGCUCACAAUGCCAAGGAAACAGCCAGACGGAAGACUUUGUACUAAGCAUCAACGAAGAAUCGUCCGAAUAUCAGACCAACCACUGCAACACAGAUGAGGGUGCCAACACCCAAGGAAAUAAAGGAAGAUGCAGGAAGAACAACAAAAAGGGUGCACCUAAGAGUGCCAAUUUUUUGCUAAAAAAUCUAUCCCUCGUUCAGAAGGAAAGAAGUCGGAAUAAGGUCGCUCCAAAGAGACCACUGCAGAACCAUAAUAUUUACCUUACCCACUGCGAAAACGACAUAUAUUGCCCAUCCUCCCUAUUUUACACAAAGUACACACACAUAAUAGAUGUUCUGCUAGAAAAUUACGAUGAGCUUAUAUUUUACUUGGACCGAAAGAAGUUCUUCGUGGGGCUAAGCGAGUUAGCUGAGAGGGGGAAUCCAACUACAAACGGUGAAAUUAUUUCCUGCCAAAAUUGUGCAACCGAAGGGGAUAUAAAGAAAUGUGGAUCGGCUGUAAACUCCAGUGCACUUCUACCGAAGAGUAGCAUAAACGACUCUUCGUCUCCUUUAUCGCAUCCAACUUUGGAAAAGACCACUAAGUCGUCAUUCCUUCAGCAUGAAUCUUCAGAGUCGAGCCCGUUAAAGGAUGCCUUUAUUCCCCCAUUCGAAGAAAGAAGUCCCAAUUACAUGCACACAAAUUGGGGUAACCAACUUAGCAGUAGUGUACACUUAACGACCGAAUACGGGGCAGCAAAUGAGGGACAAUUCCUAAAGGCGGAAAAUUGUAGAGCCGGUUUGAUAACUAGUGCGUCUAAAUGGACAGACGUGCUGAACGGAACCGAAGAUGAAUUAAACGAGUGUUACUCAAUGUUCAUGCUAAACGCAGAAGGAAACGCAGCAAGAGAGAGGGGCAACUCGCUAUUUAGCAAUCUCAACAAUGAUUAUAUGAACAUCCCCGUGUUCUCCUCCACGUCCAACUCUUUCCCUUCCAACUCCCUCACUUCUAACUCCCACACUACCGAUGAAGAAAACAAAAAAGCAGAGAACUACUUCUGGUACUACUCCCCCGGUAUUAUCGGAAGGGUUUACAAAGAAUGGCUAAAAUGUAAAAAUUUAGAUUAUAAAAAAAUGAAUAAUGAUUUUUAUUACCUCUUUGCUAACUCGAACAAGCUUCACGAAUUCAUAAAAUCCAAUCACACCACUCUGGAAAAACAGGAUGAAAUUAAACUCUUCGAUAUUAGUCAAGUGCUAAGUAGUAAUAACAGCAUUCUAAAUUCUAUUCAGAAAUCCUUUUCGUCUUUUAAGGCUUCUCACUUAUUUUCUGAGGAGGUACCUAGCAGCAGUUCUUUAAAUCGAAUAAUACACACCUUUUUAAUGGACACUAACAGCAACAUUGAAAGGCUGUGCUUGGUUGAUUCUAAAAAGGUACAUCCGUUUUUAGAGGACGCGAACAUAAAUAAAUUUCUUUCAUCAUUGUACGAACAGGAGGGGAACGAAUUUCUGCUGGGAGAAAUGACUCUCUCCCCAUCAAGGCUUACUCCAGAUUUGAUUGAGCAGCUGAACCAGAUCGUCGCAGAAAAGAAAUCCGAAGAGGGGACACAAAUGAAGGGCUAUUCUACACACGUGGUGGGGAAAGCGUCUCCUCUUGAUGGUGAUAGGGAUGAUGACCUACUUGCGGACCAGCACAACGCCAUUCCAAUGAGCUACCAAAAUGGGACACCUCCUAGAGGAGAAGCGGACGGAAUGGUACUCCCCCUGUGGAACGCACUAAAUGGUGCCCCGAGAAAGGAAAGGCAACCGUCACCGCAAGACAAUCGCAAAGAUGUGAUAAAUCUCAGCACAUCACACCUGCAGAAGGAACAUGGGGAAAACUUCGACUUGAACGACCUUCUAAAUUACGCCGAGUCUCUCAUCCUGCAGAACAAGCAAAAUGAGGCGACCAAAGAAAGCGAACUACCGGGCAUAGGAAACACAGGCGACACAUACAAUGCAGACGUUCAAAUGCAAACCGAUUCGGACGCCGAUUCCACCGACAUAAAACACUUUGAUGAAAUUUUAAGCAACUUUAUUAAAAAUUUCGUGUCUACCCGGGACAACAGGGUACCUCAUAGUAGCUCCAGGCAAAGUGAACAGAAGCAUGACGACCAAAUGAACUCCUUGAAAAAUAUAGAGGAAAUUUAUUCCAACAUAAAAAAAACAAUAUGUGAUGAGGAGGCAAGCGGGGCGGCCACCGCGGAAGGCAGUGUUAAAAAAAAUGGAGAAUCCCUAGCCAAGCAAAUAAUCCACACCAAGAAAAAAGAGAUGCACCUAAAAAAGAGAAACGUGCAAAAUGAGCAGCACCUUUCGAAUGCACUAAAAAUAAGGGAGGAUCCAAAUGGAAGCAACGAACUAAAUCAAAAACUCGCAACAGGGGGGACGAGACACCAAUUGGGGAAUCUUAACAUAGUGAAGAACAAGUCCAAAGGGAGUAUCGAGUGCUUAAGAAAGAAAGGCAAAAAGGACACGAACCACUGGACAUAUAACGCAUUUAAUGAGUACAUAAAUAACGAUUUAAAUCUUGAAAAGAAGAAAAAAAAAAUCGAUAGCAAAACGGUUCCAAGCAGGACCGAUUCGGUGCACUCAGAUGAUGUGAGCGCAAAUAUGAAGUUCACCCUAAUUUGUAAUAGCAGCGAGGAAAAUGACAAGGAUCAAAAAAGGAGAAAAAAUAAAAUUCUCGAAGAAGAGAAACUUCACGUUGAAGAUACCCAACAGGAUGACCAUCUAAGUGAGACACAAAAUUGGGGCAACAUCUCAGAAGGGUCUCUUCCUGCUUAUGCGACUGAUGGGGGACAUGCACAAAAAAAGGGUAACAAAUUUUCACCCGCCCCAAAAGAGUUAUCGUCCAAAUUGAACAACGUAAAAUUGGAGAGAGAGAAAAAAAACAAACCCAAGCAACACACCGACGCAAAGAACAACCACUCACGUGGUAGCAGCGUUAGCAGCACACACGAAGGGGGGACCUCUAACGCAGAAAGGGUGAACGAAUCGUAUCACCGCUUACAUGAGGGGGAGAUGAAAGAUGGACCAAAUGAGAGCAAAAUGUACACUUCAAAUAAUCACAAUGUAGAUGAUAGGGAAAACUCCAACUUGAAAGACGGCCCUAAGAAACCACUCCUUCAGGACAAUCAAAAAUGGAAAGGCAAAAAUGAAAAGUGUAGCCAGACGGAGGAGCUAAAAUCAGACGUUGUGCAUAAUACAGAAAAGGGGAUUCUGUUCAAUGGGAACGAACCCCAUAACAGUGUCUCAGCAUCGGUGUUGAGAUGUCCCCUCGGUCAGGAAAAAUGGAACAGUAAAUACGAUCAUGAGGGAACACAAAAGAGCCUCAAAAUGGAAAGCUCCCAUCUCGGCGAGCACAAAGAGACACCAUCAAACCAGCGAAAAGAAAAAGAAAAUAUGAAAUGGAAUCACCAUAUGGUGAAUGUAAAAGUGAAUGGAGCAAGCAAUCCAACAAAAUUUCCAUCCCCUGUAAAGGAGUACUGCAUACAUAGCAACCAAAUGAGUUACAACAAUUCCAGCAACUUCGAUUCAGCGCAAGCUUGUGAGCGACCUGGUGAAGGAGACCCGUAUGGAGGUGCCUACCACAAAGGGGAGUUCUCCUACCGUUCUAAUUCCCCCAAAAGUGGUGAAGAAAAAAGUGAUGAUUCUUACAAAUUUUCAAAUGCACACCAAACGAGCAGCAACUUUAACCUAGACACGCAUGACCUCAUAAAAGAUUUGAAAAAAUAUUUGUGCUCACCUCCAAAUAGUGUAGACCUAGAGGACAGCAAACUGAAUGACACCUUUCUACUCGAGUUUAUCAAUAAGUACUUGGAGAAUAGCAACCCCUGUGAAGUUAGUGUAUACAACGAAGUAGUGUUUGAUGAGGCAAGUGCAAAAAAGGAUAACCACCAAGUUACCACCGAGAAGAAGCACGAACAGAGCGAAGGAACCAGCAUCAGAAACACAAAAGAAAGGAAAACACAAUAUUAUAAUCUGUAUGAUGAUAAAAAAAAGUGGCAGAGACAAGAAGACAAAAACGUAAGUGGGACACUCUCCUCCAAUUUUUACGAUGAACACAUUGUAAAUUUUCUCAAUACGUACAUGUUUGAAAACAGCGACCGGUUGAUGAAAAACGCCAUUUUGAAAGACAAGCAGGAAGGUAAUGCGAAGUUGGAGAAGAAUAUGGGAAAGGCUAGACUACUUCUGGACGCUCAGUCUGCAAUGGUCUACAAGAAGGGUGAAAAGGAGGAAGGCUUCCUCGAAUUGGACUAUGAUAGUUCCGAUGGUAAUGGCGAUCAUGAUAACGGGCAGGGGAAACUCCACAGUGAUUACCAAGAUAAACAGGAGAGACCGCGAAACAAAGAGGCAAGCAUUUCCCUCAAAGGGACUCACCUAAAGAAGAAACAAAAUGACACCCCUUUAGCAGGAAGUAAUUUGCAUAAGAAGGAAACAAAUAAAUAUCUUUGCAACGACAAUCAGGUAAGCAUUAGUGGGGAACACGUACCAUGGGACCACGCUGGAGAAAACGCUUACACCUACAAGGACCGGAACAAGAAAGGGACCCUCUGUUCAAACAAGGGACAAAACAUGUUUGAGGAGUUAGCUAGUUCGAAGGGGAAAGAAGACGAGGUAGAAGAACAAAGCCAAAAAAACGGGGGAAAAAAUGAGAAGAAAAAAACAAGCAGUGAUAUCUUCUACAGCAUAAGCAACUUAGAAAGUGUUAACGAAGAUGAACCGUUGGCUCACCUGAGAGGUAAAAUGAACAGCAGCAACCACCACCCAGGGGAAGAAAAGGAAAAAGAAAAGAUAAUUAAAAAGGCGGAUUUAAAUUUAGUCUUACAAAGCAGUGGUAGCGAAAAACAGAGUCAUGAAGAUACCUCCUCCCAUGAAGGAAACUCUGCGAACGGUGUGGAAAAUGUACAAAAGGAACAUCCUCAUCACAUUUAUAAACCAAAUGUGAAUAUAUUUGACCAAGCGUACGGAUUUGAAAGCAAAAUAUCUGACGUUAUCUCAUCCUCAGGUAUUGAACCCUCGGGGGUACUAGUCGGAAGCGACGCCUUGUACGAAUCCUUCGCUUAUAAAAGUUUCGAAAAUAUCGACAAUAUGAAAAGAAGGAUGAACCAACUUAGCAGUAAAGAAGCAACGGAUGAUGCGAGUGGGGACUUGGACGAAAAAAAAUCCACAGUCAUAGUCAGUGGGGCAAUGGAUGGAUCCAACUCAAAGGAUAGAAUGGAAAUCCUUCGCUAUAGCGAUGUUGUCAAGGAGGGAAGUGGUAAUAGGAGCAGUUGUGGUGAGGAGACGAAGGGGGAACAGGGUCAACCGCGCUGCGUCUCUACACUCAUUUCGAACCAUUCAACGGUGAACGCCGCGGGGAAAGUGAAAAAGGAGAGCGACUAUUUCGCGGGAAAAGACGCGAUAAGUUCAGGCAAGCAAAAAGAGCUAAACAGAGGUGAACCCAAUCCAAGUAGAGACCACCUGGGAAGUACAUAUGUAGACCACCAAAUAGGGAAGGAAAAAAAUUACUUAAAAAAUAAUUUUACCAAUUAUGAAAUUUACGAGGGUUCAAAAAUCCGCGGUGGUAGCGGUCAGAAAAGUGGCACAAGUGUAAGGGACCACUCGGGGGGAGACCGAUCGCACAACGAAGUGAGUACCCAGGUGGAAAUGAAUCUUUGCAAUAAAAGUCCCCCCUUCCAGGAAGAGAAAAUAAUACAAUCUAAGUGUAGUAACAACUUGGGAGCACCCCUCCUCGGAGAUAGUUACAAAAAUAUUAACCACGUAAAUGUGCUCCAAGUGGACCAUAACAUCGUCACGAAAAUGAUGACCUAUGACGAGCCAGAAGCAGGGAAAAUUCCACUCUCAUGCACAUAUGGUGGAAAACUACACAAUAAUGUUGGAGGCGCUCCGAAUAACUCCUUCUUAUCGGGGGAGAGACCUUCCUCCCUGGUAAGCAAAAGCCUUAUGGAUUCGCAAAACGGUUCAUCGAGUAACCAUAUAAAGGGUAGGAAAAAAUCUGACUGCCCCAGCAGCGUGGAAGGAGCCCAACAGAACAUGCCUCAAACAAAUGAACAAAAGAAGACGCGCAGUAAUCCCUAUCAGAAGCACUUCCUGAGAAGGGGAGCAAGUGUGAUCACUUAUCCUCGAGGCGCAGAGGAUAUCUCUAAUGGGGGAGAGAAAAAAAAAGAUGAUGCAGAACAGGUACACAUGGACGAAGCGAUCGAAGCAGACAUAGACGAGGAUGAUGAAAACGACUUCUCCGAAAUGUUUUCCUGGAAGGGGAAAGCACGAACGAGUUGGAGACCUCCCAGGAGCCACACCAAAUUGACGCUCACGGAGAGGACGCCCAUGAGCUUAGAAAAUUCGCAAAGCACUGAAAGCGACGUGGAGAAGAAAAAGGGUACAACGAAAAAAUGGGAUUUGGGGGAGACAAAUCGUUAUAAGCAGGAAAAUGAAUUGAGCGCAGGAAGGAGAAAAAAAAGGGUACCACCGUGAAUGAAAAAACGCAACAAGGAACUCAGUCGUGAAGCAAAAUUACAUCAUCUUUUAAAAUCGCGCAAAGAAAAACGUAGCGAAUACAAGCACAAAGGUAUUCAUGGGGACGUAAUGCAAAGUACUAAAACGGAUACACAAGAAUCCUUCAUUGAGCUAAUCGAACAGGGCAACAUUUUCCCCACCAUCAGACGAAGUGAACUUCCGCGAGAGAGCAACACGCAGACGUGCGUCAGGAACGAACGAAAGGAGGCCUCCAAACUGCGGAGCGUGUCGGAGAAUGUCCUCAACAUGGAAGACAUAAAAGUGUUCACAGAUGACGGAUUCAAUGAUGAGUACAAUCAUUUUUACAACUGGAACGAACUCAAUAACGAAGUUAAUCAUGAAAUGAACAAAACGGAAAAUUAUAAAAAAAUAUAUUCCUCGAAAAAAAAAAUGAACAGUUUGAAUUUGUUCAAAGGCAAUCAUAACAACUCACGCAGAAGACUCCAUUUAAGUGAAGACAUUUAUGUCGAUGGUGGUAACUCACGGGUAAAGCAAAAUAAUAGCAAUUCGCCAUUUUACAACAGCACAAAACGGAUGAGAAGAUCGGUCACUAUUGGGGAUGCCAACUCGAACAAUUUUUACAGCUUAGAAAAAAGGGGCAAGAAAAUUGCAAAUUCGUUGGUGAACGAAUUGGGAGAGGAGACCACACGGAAGAGGCCCACUGUGAAGCCCGCGAACAGUGCGUACGACUCCAGUUACGAACUGAAGAACAGCUUAGCGAAAAGAGGACACACACAAAACAACAGCUCGUCUAUCAUUUCAUUCAAUGAAGAAAAGUUUUUAAGAAACGACCUGACCAUUACAAAAAUUAUGGCGCUCGACGAAUCGGUUCAUAUAAAUUCUAACUUCUCUUUCGAAUCGAAGUAUUCGGGAAGUUUGUGGCAAAAAAUGAAAAGCGGGGCAGUUGGGGAGAGGACUAAUCUAGAGGAUAGCACCGUAAUUAACUCCCCCACGGGGAAGUACCACCCAAAGCAUGACAGCUACUCGAACGGGGUUGUUAACACAGGUAGAAAAAACACAAAGACCAAUUCGAAGGGGGGGGUAAUGAAAAGUGCAUUAAGCAAAAGGAAAAAAUCGCUAACUGGGGGACAAACCGACACAAAAAAAAAUUUGGCAUCAUACCUACCGAAGGAUUCCCAAAAAAAUUUUGUUCACGAGUUAAAAAGAAAACUAGCCACAAAAAAUGCCCAAGUGAAGAAAAACCAAAUGGGAAGCGACCCAAAUCAUAAUGGUGAAAAUCAGGCGUCCAAAAAGAAGACCUACAUUGACCCCAAAAAGCUUACCAGCGCCAUUCGAAAUUUUAAAAAUUACAAAAAAAUGUCUCGUGACAAUAUGAAAGCGGUCCAAGUGAGACUGCCACCAAAAAAAACAGACGCUAAGAAAUACAGACCUUUAAAAUUGCGGUACUCAGUGGAUAAUUUCUACAAUGUUAUAAAUAGCGAAGACGACGCAAAUGAGGACAUGUUCAUCCACAGGCACGGCAAGUGA